AUGCACUGUCCCACUCACCGCGGAUGUCGUCUGCCUCAAUUCGGACACGUCGAUCGUUCGCGUACGGACCACAACCUCCAUGCGCGCACAGAGCUGACCGUGGCGUCCCCGUUGUGUAUUGGUUACCCAGACCUUGUCUUCCUGUUUGGAUCUUUGGCCGUCUUCUCCCGCUUUUACAGGAAGGCCCAAAACAGUCAGUCAAAGCCGCUAAAGCCUCACACCUCACGUCGAGAUGUUCGGGUAUCCCUUGAUUUGAGCGUACAUCACUGUCGUCGAAAUCCUGACAUGUCGCUUCAAGCGCCUACAGAAAAAGCUGUGGAAAAGUCCUGGUUCCCUCAACACAAGUCCCGGGACAUUUAUGUCUCCUUACUUUCGCUCGACCCGGCCCCUCCUCGUCCUAUCCUGAUCGCGGCCUUGUUGCGUCGAGCAAUGGACGACGUCAAGCUCAUCUGGACCAUCCGCGAUUCCAAACAAGCCCUACAAACGCUUUUAACGAAAGGCCAGAUCGGCGAUGAUCUUUGGGAACGCUUCCAAGAGGCGGAGAAGGAAUUGGAAGCCGAGAUCGUCGAGGUCGUUCAAGAGGCCAAUACGUUCCAAGAGGGGUAUGGGCAACAAAUCUUUGGUUUGGCGAGUGAGAUGGUCGGUCAUGAGAAGUUCAAGGAGGCGUAUGACAAGAUCGCGGAGAAUCGUAAAAUCGAAGGUCAGUCUCGGCUUCAGUCUUUGUUUCAAACAGGCUUGGGUCAGAACUGACGCGAACACCCAAAUGUUGUCUGCGCGAUCAACAGAGGCCAAGAUCGCUGCCGGCCCCGCUUCCAACAUCCUUGCCCCGACGACUUACCUCACACCCUCGUCCUUGACGCUCGCACCCUCGAACCCGCUCGUCGCUUCGUUCGCCACAUCUGACGAACCCUCUCACGCUCACUCGACUGAUGGUCCGGAAUCGACCCCCGCCCCCGCUUCGGCGGACGAGCAUGCUGGUCACAGUCAUAGCCACGGUGAUGGCGACGAUCAUAGCCAUAGUCAUAGUCACAGUCAGGCUCCCUUGGAAGCGAGGACCACGACGACCAAGCCGCCUUCACCCGUUGUGACGCCUUCGAAAGGCAAGAAGCCGAGCUCGAAGAACGCGAGCAAGAACAACUCUAACGAUGAAGACGAUGAUGAGGUCGACGAAGAUGAGGAUAUCGACGUGCCCAUGCCUGUAGCUGGUACGAAAAAUGGGGAUGCCGCUGCGACGAGCAACAAGUCGACCCCGUCGGCGACGCCGAGUAAGGGGCAUACGCCUGCUAAGGCUAACAAGAAAGGUGCGAUCAAGAAGAAGGUCAAGGGUGGGAGAUAG
Microbotryum saponariae is the source of this 1336-nucleotide messenger RNA. The record is from the annotation of a GenBank genome assembly. Lineage: Eukaryota; Fungi; Basidiomycota; Microbotryomycetes; Microbotryales; Microbotryaceae.